Coniophora puteana RWD-64-598 SS2 is the source of this 2523-nucleotide messenger RNA. RefSeq lists its product as uncharacterized. Bases 1 to 2523 code for a protein of 840 amino acids. The record is from RefSeq and is a predicted model, not a curated record. Gene Ontology annotation, cellular component: cytoplasm. NCBI's taxonomy places the organism in Eukaryota, Fungi, Basidiomycota, Agaricomycetes, Boletales, Coniophoraceae. The transcript has 18 exons.
AUGAGUUCCCCUUCAGACCACGAGCCUGAACAACAGGUCGCGCCCGCGAGCAUCGAGGAAUGUUUGAAUCGUUUAAACGACUCUAUACCACGGGCGCAGAAAGCCCUCGACGAGGCUUGGCUCUGCACUAGUGAAAUCCAACAUGGAACUGUAUUAGUGCCAUCCAUCAAGGCGAAGGUGGUGAAAAUUGUCAGCUCAGAACAACAAGUAGUCAGGGUCGUGAAUGAUGUUUCGAAGGCAUAUCAGGUUGCAGGGGUAACCUUUUCUGUACUUCGCACAGAUAUUGUCCCGCUGACCGAUGAUGUUACGGUGGUUGUAGGAUACAGCCAGUUUAAGCUCAUAGAGGUCGAGCUUCAGAAGAAAACUGAAGCUAAUCAUCAAAUAGCUAUUGUGUGCUGGGCCAUGUCUAACGCUGUAUUCCGACUGUACCGGCUGCACCGGCUGCUUCAAGGCCACCCAGAGUCUCUCACCGAGGACUUAAAAGGCGAGUUGGAGGAUGCCCUCAGUAACCUGUAUGACACAAUGUAUGGCUUUGCGUUUGCUACAAAAGUGGAAGCACCAGUAGUGGCCGUGUUGCGUGCCUCUGAGCUGAAGAAAGAUUUUAUGCAGUACUGGGAGGAUUUUGAUCAUCACCGCCGUCGGCUCGAUGAGCUGCUUGGGUCUCAAGCAGUUGCGUCUAACUUCAAUAUUGACAUUAUUUUCAAAAGAAUUGGGCGGUCAAAUCCCAAGGAAAUAGAAGCCUCUGAUUGGGUCAAGCAGCAGGGCGGCGCGAAACGCGUCUUGGAGAAUACCGAACUAUUAAGUAUACUUGCCAAAUUUCUUGGUGAUGGAUCCAACGGCAACUUGCGCAAAACUCUUCGUCAAGAUAUGGAUGAAAUACUCAACAACAACAAGCAAGUGAUUAGGCGGUCAUAUGAAUAUAAAAUCGAAUGUGCUGCGCGACAAAUCGAGGAUGCGGUGAAAAGUAGCGAAGAUACUAUCAUGAGUCAGCUCAAUUCUGGCCCCCAUGAUCUGAUCAAAGACGACGGUAUCAAAUUCAUAUGGAAGGAGAAUGUUACCCUGGGACUGACCAAAUCCAAUAAAGCCGUUCAAGAGUUCUACGAGAAGCGAGUACAAGAGCAAAAGCAAAAGCAGCCCGGAUCCACCCACCCUGAUGAGUGGACUCUCCCAUUCCUUUCCAAAGUUACAUACCGGCCAGCUAUUUCAGAUGCAAUCGACAUUGACGGCAGCGGGUACAUAUCCGUUGACGAGUGUAACACCUUCCUCGCGUCUAGACCACAGGGACUGAGUGUACCGGGAUGGAUGGCCUUUUGGGCUAUUGCGUGGUUGAUGAACAACGAGGACUACUGUGAACGGAUCGAGACUAUGAUCAAUGGAAUCAAGACCUUGAUGGAGAACAUUAACGUCAAGGAAGAGGAAGCUGUCGAGAGCUACUUGAGUUGGAUAGGUUUCGUCGAUCCUAUCGUGCUGCAGUCGCUCAAUGCAGGAGCCGCUGGUAACACUCCCAUUGACUUCGAGACUGACGAUCUGCAUCGUGUACUCGAGGUAUACAGGAAGAACGAAGAGGACAGACUCUCCGCGGAAUUGCAGAAGCUUGAUUUCUACAUUGAAGAUGCAGCCACGCUGAGGUUCAUUGCGAGAGAAGACCGAAUCGAACUGGUGAUUAUGCCGUUGUUGUACCUGAUUGUACAGCACCAUAGUACUGUCAUCGAGCAGUUAAAGAAGAAAACUGUGAAAAUGUCCGAGCUUUGGGGUCUCCAAAACACACUAAACCAGGUCCUCUUGAGCUUCAAUCGUCGCCUUGAUGAACUUGAGCGUGCGUGGAAGCAGCAGCGCAUGGACGUCGAUGUUCAGGUUGAGAUUUUUGCUGGAGGUAUUUUCAAUGGGUGGUACACAAAGCGACAAAACCCCGAUGACGAAAUUGCUUCCCUUCUUGCAUUCUGGAACCCCCCUGCUAAGGGUAUCAAUGGCGAAAAUGCCAAAAAGCCCGCUGCUAAAGUGACGGCAAACGAGGCUCUGUUACAGUCAAUCGCGAAGAAGUUUGGUGUCCCAGCCUCUGACCUUGUCCAGAAAGUAGGCUCUUUCGCGCAGAAGACCGAAGUUGCUCCACAGGCGCGGGUGAAGAACCAAGAUGAUUCGACUGGGCAAGACAACGAUUCACAGCAAGACCAGGAUGACAUUCAGGACCUGAAUGACGUUCAAGACCAGGGCGAGGAGCAGAACCGGGACCAGGGCGAGGAAAAGGACCAGGCUGAGGAACAGAACCAGGAACAGGAACAGGACCAGGACCAGGACCAGGAUGAUGAUCAAGACCAAAGCGAGGGGCAGGACCAGGGCGAGGAAAGGGAUGAGGAUGAGGAAAAGGACCAGGAUCAGGAUGAGGAAAAGGACCAGGAUCAGGAUGAGGAAAAGGAUCAGGAUGAUGACCAACACCAAGGCGAGGAACAGGACCAGGGCAAUGAACAGGGUUCUGAGGACGAUGAACAGGGGCCGAACGACGACCAGGACCAGGACGAUAAAUAG